AGUAAACACACCUUUUUCCUCACUAUACUCUGGUUGGUUCAAUCACCAGGAACUAUACGCCAUUAUGGACCGGAUGGUGGAGAGAUAAAGACUACCCGCUGUUUCCAUGGCAACCAUGCAAGGAUGAAGAAAGGGAGAGAGAGAGACGGGAGCGGCAUCCUCAAGCAGACUCUCAUUCAUUAUAUGAAUUCAAUCGGCAAGAGAGGAGGCCCAUACAGUGGACGGAGGGCGGCGGUUAUGUGGCUUUUUUUGCAAGACGAAAAGUGAAGCAGAGCGCUGAUCACAAUCGGACAACUGAAGAACGACCGAAGUGCUGACUACCGAGUGCUGAUGCACUCAACGCAAAAUCCAGCUGAUUCAGCAUGUAGUUUUGACAUGCUUUUUUACUGAGUUUCAUGGCUGAUAACUGAAGUCAAGGCGCCACCGAUAUUACAACCAUGAAAUCGUCAAGCAACAACCCGGACAAGAAACAGAAAUGGUACGAUGACGUACGAACACAGGGCGAUCAUAACGUCAAGUAUCUAAGUAAGAUCAAAGAUAUGAAAGAACAACUUAACAGAGACGGGCAGUCUAGUACGCCCUCUGUUGGUCGGGGUGGUGAUCAUGGUCGUCAUAGGACACAUCCAGUGACUCGUCCCAGUCUUACCCGUCAUCUCUCUCUUAAUCUACCAGUAUUCGUCACCAAUGCUGACCUGUCAACCGUGCCUCGAGCUGGUAGACUAUCUAUGUACUCUAAGGCCAAUAGGCCAGUACCCGCCAUACAUCCAGUCCAAGGAGUAGGUCUAUUGGAUGAUGCUAAUACGAGGAAAGGGACAAAGCGUACUGAAUAUUACUCUAAGAGGCACAACUCACUUACGUCAAUUGAUAAAAUUUCGCCAGAUAUAGACAAAGGCCCUCAACCACCCACGCUUAAACGCUUUGCUCGCUCUAAAAAGCCGACACCGUUAUCUAACCGCGUUACAAAAGCCUCGUCAGAUGAACAUUGCAUGCAUCUGAGGUCGUAUAAUGUGUCAUGCUCACACUCGCAACCUCUUGGUCGACUGCGAUCAAGAUCAACGUGUAGUGAGAACGAUUCUGCUCAAACGAGAACUAUCAAACAGGCUUUUGGUCGAUAUAGCUCCGACAAAACAGAUUAUCGGGGUGCUGCGACCAAAGCAAAGUCAGCUGUCAAAUACAAACCGACCCGUUCAAGUUCUCAAGAUAAAAGUCGCAGGGUAAGUCAAGAAAUAGUUCCUGUCAAACGAUCAAUCAACGUCGAUGUACCUCAUGGAGACUACUUCAACCCGGACGCCUCUGGGUACAAAGCUCCUGUCUGUACUCCUCAUACGCUCGUGUCCGAGAAAUCAGAUUUGGGAUGUCACUACUCCCAAAGCAGUGACAGUGGUGUGUCUGUCAACAGGGGCAGCACCUCUUCUGCAUCCAGUUCUCAAUGCCAAGAUACGGUCGACUCUAACGAUUGGUCCGAGAUUGGUGUGACACUGUCCCAGAUACGUCUGAGUCAUUCACAGUCAGAGCCAUCUAUCAAGGACAUGGCCAACAUCAUGGCGGUGGCGAGUGGCAUCGAUGCCGAUGUCGAAUAUCAACAGAACCGUUCGAUCUCUUCGACGACUGGGUCGUCACAAGGGAGCGAUGAUACGAUACCCGUCGUCCAGAUCAACUCCAAGUCGGAAAGCGAGAACGAGAGGCAGAUGGAUAGUUUGGUGACGAUCAACGCACCUUUCAUUAUGUUUCGUCCUGCCACACCCCGUAUGCCAGAGAGAGAAGAGAAGACGUAUGACCAUGAAGUCGGUCGUGUCCUUGUCAAAGCUGCUACCCAGGCCGAGUUACGACGGAAAGAGAUGCGAAGGCUAGUAGAAGAUAUUGAAGAAUUCAAUUCGGCCAAUAAGAAUCUUUAUCGAAAGGUCAAGCCAAUUAGCGGCUAAUGAGUUUUGAAUCGAGGUAAAGCCCGUUUUCUGUAUCGACGCGACCAAGAAAUUUGUGAUACACUUGUACAUUUCCGUCGAGAUGUCAUGCCGGUCAUGAUUCUGUCACUAGGUCGAAGAUAUCGUCUUUUGUGUACUUUUGCGUUGAUAUCCACCGAUCCAUUCGAUUUGAAUCAUUUUCUGACUGGAUUUCGCACCUACCAAUUACCGUUGUUUACAACUCUGUGUAUUCAAAGAAGAUGAUGUUUCCGAUAUUCCCCACUCGGCCCCAGAUGAGGACCCUUUCCCAUGUACGUGACACGAGAGUACGUGACAUGAAGAUGUUUUAUUGAAAAGCAUUGUCACGAUAUGCACUGUGGUCUAAUAGUGACUAUACUUCGAGGUUGCAAUGUAAUACGAAGAUUCAGGUUGGGAUGUGUGAGGGAAUAGAACAUUAUAUUGACCGAUGUCAUUAUAGAAAUUGUAUCGCAUGCAUAAAUAAUGAGAGAUUAGAGUUCAGAAUUGAAAAAGUUUUUUUUAAUCCGAUGUAUCAAACGUGGAUUCACCAUUAUAUAUGUUUCAUUGAUUAAUUCUUGCUGAAAAUUUUACAUCUUAUUACCAUAUUUUUCGACACCCUGAUAUAUAAAUUGAAAUUGAAUUGAAUAUAUAUUUUUUUCAUAACAAACAAUCUAAGGCGACAAUGACCCACGCGAAGAUUGUAAACAGACAUGUUCUCCAUUUUAAUCGGGGAUGAGUUUUUAUACCACACA
Molecule: messenger RNA, 2671 nt
Organism: Lytechinus variegatus (green sea urchin)
Lineage: Eukaryota; Metazoa; Echinodermata; Echinoidea; Temnopleuroida; Toxopneustidae
Exons: 3
Coding region: 438-1922 (494 amino acids)
Source: RefSeq, a predicted model, not a curated record